This is a messenger RNA of Dimorphilus gyrociliatus, 579 nucleotides long. NCBI's taxonomy places the organism in Eukaryota, Metazoa, Annelida, Polychaeta, Dinophilidae. The record is from the annotation of a GenBank genome assembly.
AUCAAUUUUCUAUUAUCAUCUGUCAACGCCGUUGGCCUUAAUAUAACAUUCUACAUUUCCAUUAUGACAUCUACUGAAGAAAAAGUAGCUAACAUAUUUGGCCUCUACGAAAAAUAUGGCACAGAGAAUUAUAUUGGUGAAAAAACGAUAUUAGCGGCCUUUUUACACGACAUUGGUCAUUUGAUUGGUCAGGACGAUUCGAAUUUCAAACCGAUGAUUACUGGCGAAAUUCGACUGGGAGCAAAACGUCACGAAGAAAUCGGAGCGGAUUUCCUGGAGAACUUAGGCCUAACUAACAGCUUUACAUCAAUAAUUAGACAUCAUGUGAACGCAAAACGUUAUCUCUGCUAUAAAAAUAUGACAUAUUUCAAAAAAUUAUCAGACGCAAGCAAAAUGACAUUAGAGCAUCAAGGCGGCAAGAUGACUGGUCCAGAAGCGGAAGAAUUCGAAAAGCAUCCAAAAUUUAACUCUAUUCUAAAAAUGAGAGGAUGGGAUGAGGAGGCUAAGGUGGUUGGAAUGAAAAUUGAUCCUCUACAUAAAUACCAACGAUUAAUGAUAAAUUAUCUAAGUUCCUUGUAG